AUGAUAAUAUUUACCAAAAAUGCUGGCUUCAGAUAUCUGCAAUUAACGAGAAUAUAUAAAUCGUAUAAUAGGUUAAUCCUAAAGACUUUAACUACUUAUUCCUUAAGGAGAUGCUUAUAUACUAAUAAGAAUAGAUACAAUAACAGUGUCCUAACAACAAAAAAAUAUGAGUUGUGCUGUCUACACAAUAAAAAAAACUAUUCUCAGAAUUCAAAAAUUAAAGAUAAUACAUCAUAUGCACGUGAUGAGAAAGAUGUUUUUGAAAAACCCAAACUGUUUAUUACGAAUCAUAUUGCAACUCAACUUGGAAUUGAUACUAGCUUAGUACAUGAUGCAAUUGAUAUACCUAAAAAGACGACAUUAGGUGAUUUAAUUUUACCAUUGCCCAAGUUACGACUAAUAGGUACAAACUACACAGAACUUGGAAAAAAACUGGUUAACACUAUUCCUAGUUCUAAAUAUAUUAAAACGAUUGUUGCUCAUAACGCAUUCAUUCAAAUAUUUCUUAAUCCACUAUAUAUAUACCAAACACUUCUACCAAAAGUAUUGACUGAAAAAGAAAAUUUUGGGAGAUAUAAUGAAGGUAAAGGUAAGAAAGUAAUUAUCGAAUUUUCGUCCCCAAAUAUUGCAAAGCCCUUUCAUGCUGGCCAUUUAAGGUCGACAAUUAUAGGUGGAUUUUUAUCAAAUUUGUAUGAUACAAUGGGUUGGUCAGUUACAAAAUUAAACUAUUUAGGAGAUUGGGGAAAACAAUUUGGCUUAUUAGCCGUUGGAUUUGAAAAAUACGGAGUUAAAGAAGAUUUUUUAAAGGACCCUAUUAAUCAUUUGUUCGAGAUAUACGUCAAAAUAAGCCAAGAUAUUGCAAGAGAAAAUGAUCUCCCAGACAUUCACCGUAAAACUGAUCGGGAGGCCAAACAGUUUUUUGAAAGAAUGGAAAAUGGAGAUGAAGAAGCUCUGGAUAUCUGGAGGAACUUUCGGUCAUUAUCUAUUGAUAAAUAUAUUGAAACUUAUUCUCGUUUGAAUAUUGAAUAUGAUAGUUAUUGCGGGGAAUCAAAGGUGCCUAAGAAAACAAUAGAAUACGUAAUCAAUAGAUUAAAAGAGGAUCAUUUAUUGAAAAAAAAAGAUGGCGCCAUGGUGGUUAACUUAACUACUAUAGAGGAGGACUUAGGUCUAGCGAUCUUACAAAAGUCGGACAAAACCUCAAUAUAUCUUUCUAGGGAUAUAGGUGAAGCACUUGAGAGGUAUAAUAAAUACAAGUUUGAUAAAAUGAUCUAUGUAGUUGCAUGCCAACAAGACUUUUAUUUUCGACAAUUACUUGCAACGUUAAAGCUCAUGAACUUUGAUUGGGUCAACAAAUUAGAACAUAUUUCAUUUGGAAUGGUGAAAGGUAUGUCAACCAGAAAAGGUAAAGUGGUGUUCCUAGAUACUAUUCUAAAUGAAGCUCAAGAAAAAAUGUAUGCUCAAAUGAUAAAGGACCAGGACAAAUUAAAACAAAUUAAAAAUCCAAAGGAAACUGCAGAUAAAGUUGGAAUUUCUGGGGUAAUGAUACAGGAUAUGCAAUCUAAAAGGGCGACUAAUUAUGAAUUUUCCUGGAAUAGAAUGCUUUCAUUCGAAGGUGAUACAGGCCCAUAUUUACAGUAUUCACAUUGCAGACUUAAGUCUAUUGAAGAUAAAAAUCAAGUGUAUAUGAGAAAUAUUUUGACUAACCUUGAUUUUUCAUUAUUAGAUGAUAAAGAAGCAAUCGAAUUAGUAAGAAUAAUGGCACAAUACCCAACAGUAUUAUCUAAGGCAUUAGAAAAUUCAGAACCAUCUACGGUGGUAUUAUAUUUGUUUCGUUUGACUCAUCAAAUAUCCAGUUGUUAUAAAACACUUUGGGUGGAUAAUGAAGAGAAAAGAAUUGCCAAAGCAAGAUUAGCUUUAUAUUCUUCUGCAAGGCAUAUCUUGCAUAAUGGUUUAAGAAUUUUAGGAAUAACGCCUAUAGACAGAAUGUAA
Henningerozyma blattae CBS 6284 is the source of this 1989-nucleotide messenger RNA. Its product is annotated as arginine--tRNA ligase. Gene Ontology annotation, cellular component: cytoplasm; mitochondrion. The transcript has a single exon. Gene Ontology annotation, molecular function: ATP binding; arginine-tRNA ligase activity. Gene Ontology annotation, biological process: arginyl-tRNA aminoacylation; mitochondrial translation. The coding region runs from base 1 to 1989 and encodes 662 amino acids. The record is from RefSeq and is a predicted model, not a curated record. NCBI's taxonomy places the organism in Eukaryota, Fungi, Ascomycota, Saccharomycetes, Saccharomycetales, Saccharomycetaceae.